AUGCCCGAAUUAUUUGCGAACCUCGCAACACCCCCGUCAUCCCAGCAGGCCCAAAUCCCACAGCCGCGAGCAGACAUCUCACACCCCCCUGCAGCGCCAAUGACUGCUUACAAUCAACCUGUAAACCCGAUCAGGCAUUCGCGGGCAGAAUUCAUCACGGAAGACCUCACGAAAGAAAAGCCCAAGUAUGGGGUAUAUGUGCAGUCGACACCGAACAACACCAUCGUCACCCUCACGCGGCCGAACGGGAAUCCUAUCCUGACGCUUUCCGGUGGGAAAGUGGGGUAUAAAGGCGCGAACAAGGCUACAUUCGAGGCGUCGUCGAAGUGUGCUAUGGGGGUCUUCGAGGCGCUCGCAAAGGAGCAGGAGAAGGAGGACUUGCGGUGGGAGCUGUUUGUGAGCGGCUUUGGGUCUGGGCGGGACGCGUUCCACAAGGCGUUGAUGGCUGCCGACCCAACAAUCAAGGCGGCGCUGAGGCGCAUCACAGACAGGACACCCAUUAAAAUUGGAGGAACGCGGGCACAGAAGAUGAAACGUCGGUAG
This is a messenger RNA of Sparassis crispa, 543 nucleotides long. RefSeq lists its product with no specific name. The record is from RefSeq and is a predicted model, not a curated record. The coding region runs from base 1 to 543 and encodes 180 amino acids. Gene Ontology annotation, biological process: translation. Gene Ontology annotation, molecular function: structural constituent of ribosome. Lineage: Eukaryota; Fungi; Basidiomycota; Agaricomycetes; Polyporales; Sparassidaceae. Gene Ontology annotation, cellular component: ribosome. The transcript has a single exon.